Meloidogyne enterolobii is the source of this 260-nucleotide messenger RNA. Lineage: Eukaryota; Metazoa; Nematoda; Chromadorea; Rhabditida; Meloidogynidae. The record is from the annotation of a GenBank genome assembly.
UUUUGCGCCAAGUGUUUAUUUCAAAAUAUUUGGAGAUUUUAGAGAUAAAUGAGAGCGAGUUAAAGGCAAAUCUAACGGAGGAGAAUAUGGAAGAGGAAAGUAAUUCAUGGUCGACUACUAUAUUUUCAACAUCCACGGAUGCUCAAUCAUCGGAUUCUGGGAGUUCCUCAGACUUUGGAGAAUCUUCACUAACUUUGACUUCAAGUCAUCCUCAUACCUCCGGAUCGACAUCGACUUCUUAUCCAACCAAGGUUUUUUAA